Molecule: messenger RNA, 1094 nt
Organism: Myiozetetes cayanensis
Lineage: Eukaryota; Metazoa; Chordata; Aves; Passeriformes; Tyrannidae
Gene: TTC19
Product: tetratricopeptide repeat domain 19
Exons: 10
Coding region: 108-911 (267 amino acids)
Biological process (GO): mitochondrial respiratory chain complex III assembly
Cellular component (GO): mitochondrial inner membrane
Molecular function (GO): protein binding
Source: RefSeq, a predicted model, not a curated record
CACUGGCCUUCCUGGGAGGGCUGUCGCUGUUCCCCCGGGACGCCGAGGAGGAGGAGGAGGGCGAGGACGCGAUCAUCCUGCUGCUGAAGAGAGCCAAGCUCAGCGCCAUGAAGGGCGAGCUGGCCGAGGCCGAGCGGCUCCUGCACCAGGCCCUGCGGCUGUCGCACCAGGAGGACAACAGGCAGGCCAUCGCCUACACCUACAGCGUGAUGGCGAACGUGGCCUUCAUGCAGGGACAGCUGGACAAUGCAGAAAAGCUCUACAAAGCAAGUAUGAGCUAUUUGCUUGCAGGGGACAUGAAGGAGGAUGACAAUGCAAUCCUUGAGAUGUCCCUCAAGCUGGCCAGUAUCUACGCUGCUCAGAAACAGGACAAAUUAGCUGUAGCUGGGUACCAGUUCUGCAUCCUGACCUUAGAGGAGAAGAUUGCCAAGCAAAAGGACUUGCCUGAGGAUGUCUUACCAGCUGAAGAAAAGGCCAACACCCGUCUCCUGCUCGGGAUGAGCCUGGACUCCUACGCCCGGUACCUCCUGAACAUCAACCAGCUCCCAGCGGCCCAGAAAAUGUAUGAGAAGGCUCUGCAGAUAGCAAACGAUGUUCAGGGAGAGACCCAUCCACAGACUGUGGUGCUGAUGAACGACUUGGCGACUGUGCUGGAUGCUCAGGGGCACCACGACGAGGCCUAUUCCUACGUGAAGAGGGCGGCAGAGCUGGCCAGGGAGACUCAGCACCCCGAGGAGCACAUGGUGCUGAAUAACCUGGCAGCAGUUCUGAUGCACAAAGACUUUCUGCAAGCAAAACAAGUGUACAAAGAAGCUCUCAAGCAGGCACAACAGAAGGGGGAUGUUGCUUCUGUCCAGCAUAUCCAGGAAGAAUUAGCUGAGCUGGCCAAGAGGAGGAAGGGCUCCAAGUAAGUUUGGCCACGGAGUCCAACCUUCAGGUGGCCCAGGGCAACAAGGGCUGGUCAGCAUGAGCAGCCUGGGACCAGCUCGGUGCAAUUCUCCAGGGGAGCAGCAAGGAGGAGUUCAAGGACUGCUAAACAGGGAGGGCUGCUACUGCCCAACAACUUAUCCCAAAAUAAAGGUGUGAAAUCUGAA